ACGCCAGUAAAGUUUGAAGGUAGCAGAGUGUAUUUUUGUGUGUGAGCUGUGGCAGUAACAAUGGCUUCACUUCAGUAUCUGAGAGAGUUUAUCAACGAGCGACUAACUGCUGCUGCUGAACAAAUAUUCUUGGAGUUUGAAAAAACGAUCGUCCAGUACGAGGAAGAGAUCGACCGUCAGCGCAGACUGCUGGAUAUCACCUGGAAACCCCAAAUCAAGCUUCGGAGGAUAGACCUUCCACUGCGACUCCUCUGCAGAGAGGAGGAGCAGCUCUGGAACCAGGAGAGGAGCUCCAGUGUCGACCAGGAGGAGCCAGAACCUCCACAGAUUAAAGAGCAACAGGAGGAACUGUGCAGCAGUCAGGAGGGAGAGCAGCUGGGACUGGAGGAGGAGACUGAUACCUUUAUGGUGACUGCUACUUACAAGGAAAGCGACCUCAGUAACACCACUCACUCUGACUCCAGUGUGUUUGUUGGGACUGAAUCCAGAGAAGCAUUCAAAGUUUUAAAUAAUUCUACCCAGAUCAAGAAAGACAUCAACCAUCAGCCCAGAGAGCUGGAUGUCACCUCCAGUGCUGAGAAAGAUCUGCAUAGAACAGACCUCCCACAGCAGAAUGUCUGUAAGCAGGAGGGGGUUCUCCCUCAGCAGCAGCUCAGGAACCAGAACAGGAGCUCCAGAUUGGACCAGGGGGAACCAGAACCUCCACAGCGCACAGAGGAACAGAACAAACUGUGCAGCAGUCAGGAGGGAGAGCAGCCCGUAGUGACAGAGACGAAAACUUCUACGGUGACUUCUGCUCACAGCAAAAGUGACCACAGUGAAUCAGAAGCAAAAUGUGACCAGCUCCUCACUCACAGCUCUGCUGCAGCUGAGAGCCGACAUCAGGAAGGAGGGAAGGAGGGAGAUUUAGACUCUGGAAAUCCAGAGUCAAAACUUCACGUAAACAGAAGUCAGAGCAACAAUUCAGAAGAAUUCCCGCCAUCAGCGAGUCAGUGUAACACUGACACGGGUCGAAAAUCUCUCCAGUGUGACAUUUGUGGAAAGUCUUUUAAGAAAAAGUGCCAAAUAAAGGAGCAUUACAAAAUCCACACAGGUGAGAAACCAUUCACCUGUAAGACAUGUGAGAAAAGUUUUGCUCAGAAGAGCACUUUGCUGCACCACAUGACUGUCCACACAGGAGAGAGGUUGUUUUCCUGCCACAUAUGUGGCAAAACUUUUAGGCAACGCGGGAAUCUGAUGAUCCACCUGAGAAUCCACACCGGUGAGAGGCCGUAUUCCUGCACAGUGUGUGAAAAGACUUUCAGUCAGAGUAGUCAUUUGUUGGGCCACAUGCGAAGCCACAGAGGAGAGAAGCCGUACCUGUGCGAGGACUGUGGGGAAUGUUUUUCUGAAUCAUCUUCACUUAAAUUACACAAAGUGAUUCACACAGGAGAGAGGCCUCAUUCUUGCCAAGCAUGUGAGAAAACAUUCAUUAAACGCAGUAACCUGCUGCGCCACAUGAGAAUGCACACAGGAGAGAAACCGUAUGUUUGUGAGACCUGCGGGGAAAGAUUUACUCUGUCAACAUCGCUAAAAAGCCACAACGCGAUCCACACAGGAGAGAAACCGUAUCACUGUAAAACCUGUGGGAAAAUGUUCCGCCAGAGUCAUCAUUUGUUGUUUCACAUGAAAACCCACAAACAGCAGAAGCUGCAGUGCUGA
This is a messenger RNA of Oreochromis aureus, 1701 nucleotides long. RefSeq names its product zinc finger protein 260-like. The transcript has 3 exons. The record is from RefSeq and is a predicted model, not a curated record. Bases 61 to 1701 code for a protein of 546 amino acids. Lineage: Eukaryota; Metazoa; Chordata; Actinopteri; Cichliformes; Cichlidae.